Messenger RNA from Exophiala oligosperma, 1810 nucleotides. RefSeq lists its product as uncharacterized. The transcript has a single exon. NCBI's taxonomy places the organism in Eukaryota, Fungi, Ascomycota, Eurotiomycetes, Chaetothyriales, Herpotrichiellaceae. The record is from RefSeq and is a predicted model, not a curated record. The coding region runs from base 36 to 1706 and encodes 556 amino acids. Gene Ontology annotation, molecular function: exopolyphosphatase activity. Gene Ontology annotation, cellular component: cytoplasm.
AAAUAAUAACCCCCCCGGAGUGGUUUUAACUCCUUAUGAGAUCGAAAGAGAAAGUGACCGGAACCUUUAUUCCCCUGAUGGAUGACGAGACGGAUAGAACAAUGCCUUUACUAACGACGUAUCUGUCACGUAUUCGACGCGUGGCGUUGUCGUCGCCGUCGUCACCAGCCUCGAAUCUGCCCAUGGCACAAUCAUCGUCACCAUCAUCACACAGUCGGGGAGGAGGAGAUACUGGUCGACAAGGAUCGGUAACGUUGGUCAUGGGCAAUCCUUCGGCAGACCUGGACAGUAUCAUCUCGGCCAUAGUCUUGUCAUAUUUCUACAACAACAACAACAAUACUACGAAAGACACUCGGAGAAGACGAAUGUACGUUCCUAUUCUGAAUUUACCUUUUGUUCGAUCGAAAGAAUUAUGGCGUCUACGGCCCGAAUUCGGUGUUGCAUUACGUCUCGCCAUGGGCGAGAAGCCGGAGAAUGUCAGACGAGGAGGUGAUGGGAAGAGGCAGUCCGGCGACGGCCAGGGCAAGACAGCGAAAAUGUUGGAGGAAAUACUCACUAUUGCGGACGUUUUGGACGAUCAGGGCUCGGUACUCCACAAGGUAUUCGCAGCUGCUGUAACAAGUGCCGAUGAGAAACAGGAAGUGAUUCUGGUCGACCAUAAUGCACCUUCUAUCCCAAUACCAGGAUUGUCAGAUGAGGUGAUCCGGUCAAGACUAGAAAUUACAGGUUGUAUUGAUCACCAUGUGGACGAGGGCUAUGUGUCUGGUGAUGCGGACCCCAGGAUGAUUCGGACGGGUAUAGGCAGUUGCACAAGUCUUGUCGUUCAACAUCUUCGGGACAAAGGUUUGUGGCAGCCUACCACUUCAGCGCCAAGUCAAGAGGACAAUGAUCACCAUCUACGCGACGACGCCGACGACGACGAUGGACCGAGGCAGAUGGCCAGACUUGCCCUAGCACCCAUCCUAAUCGACACUUCCAAUCUCAAGGCCAAAGGGGAUAAAUGUUCAGAUCUAGAUAGGGAGGUUGUCAAGUUUCUAGAGUCGAUCGUCAAGCACAGUAACGAUGGCGAUGGCGAUGUCAAGGGACAGGGGACGACGACGACAAGUGAAAAGACCGAGUCCGGUGCCAAGUGGGAUAGAGACGCGAUUCACGAGAUUCUAAGCAAAUCCAAAACGAAUUCUCUUGAUCUAUUGACCAUGCAAGAGAUUUUUGACCGAGAUUACAAGAGUUGGGCCGAGCACACAAAAACAGCAGCAGCAGGAGUAGCAGCGAAGAAUACGGAAACAGUCAAUAUUGGGAUAUCGAGUCUGGUCAAACCUCUUUCUUGGCUCGUGAGGCACGCUGGGGGAGUGAAGGAGUUUCUAGACGAGGUCGACAGGUUUGCUCACGACGAGACCAGAACAUUGGGAAUCUUUGCCAUGCUCACCCGUGCUGGUGACGGCAGGAAAGAACUCGUUCUUUUGGCCAUGGAUCAUAAAAUCAAGGGUGUGGUCGACAACACGUUUGAAGCGAGGGCCGGGGGGGAACUCGAGCUAAAGGCAUGGGACGAAGAUGGAGAUCUUAUUCAAGCACUGGAUCAAAGAGUAGUAACAGGAGAACAACGACAACAACAACUGGCGUCGUGGGAGAUUUGGUGGAUGGGUGAUACUAGCAAGAGCAGGAAACAGGUUGGACCACUGGUUAGAGAGGUUACGAGGGAGUCAUGAUGUCCACCCAAGCCCUAUCAAGUCUUUUGGUUUCUUGGCCAGGAGCGCGCUCUUCGAUUGUCCAUUUGCAUUGCUGCUCUAUAAUUUCUCGGCUAGACGUGCUC